AUGUCCUCAUACAUUCGCAGCCCUGAGUCCUAUAUAAUCAGCCAGCUUUCCCACCCGUCCUUCAACCAAGCACUUCUCCUAUACUCUCACUCUUCACGACGCUGCAAAGCACUCCCAGCCAUCAUGCUGAGCCACACUCUGACCUUUGCCUCCCUCCUGCUUGGUUUAGCCCUCGCCUCCACCCCGGAGACCCUCACCGUCCACAGCUCGCACGGUGCUGACCACCGUGCACUGAUCCAGAGCAUCUACGACGCCAACGGGGGCACUUUCUCGUUGAGCCACCUGGGCGAGCACUUCGAGACGGCCAGCAUCAGCGGGCUGGUCCUCUUCAACUCGACCGCCGAGUACGACCUUCCGUCGUGGUGGACCUCCGCUUCCUCCCCAGUCGGCAACCUCAGCACGGUCCCCCUCACCAGCAGUUCCAACCACCGGCGGCGUGCGGCCGUCAGCUACGCCAACCCGGUGUGCGAGACGCCGCCGACGGACGACUACCGGCUCCUGACAAAGGCGCAGCAGGAGUUCUUGGCCGGGCCCGCAUGCAACGCGCUCAGCUACAUCGCGCCGGACGUCUUCGCGUAUUUCGGGCUGAUCGCCUCCAACGUCAAGUGUGGCGCCGACCUGACCUUCACCUGCCAGGUGGGCAUCACCAUAGCUGCCACCGAGGCCGGCCGCUGGCUGGGCACGGGCAUCCAGAACGCUUGCGCCGAGACCCUGGCCUCCCUCGACGCCGAGUGCCCCGAGGUCGGCGGCGCCUUCGAGGCCACCGUCGCCGCGACGGGCUCGACCUUCGUCGUCUCCGCCACCGCCAACUCGCUCGGCGAGGCCGGCUGCGAUGACCUCUCCGUUUCCACUUCCGUGUGCUAUGCGUACACGUGCAAUGGGGAAUGUAAUCCGGGGAAUGAGUUGCCCUGAAGGGGGAGAAGAAGGGGGGGGAUUAGGAAAUCAGGCGUUUAAACCCCGUUUGGUUGCUAGGGUAUAAAGGGUUGAAUGGUUCUCCUGAGCUCUAGACGAUUUCGUGCAAUGGGCUAAGUAUUUCUGCUGGUAAAUUGGUUUCCAGUCAAAGACUCGUCGACCAAGCCAUCGAGCGCUAGUCUGUCUUCUCCAGCAAAGUGGUCCGGGC
This is a messenger RNA of Aspergillus aculeatus ATCC 16872, 1120 nucleotides long. RefSeq lists its product as uncharacterized. NCBI's taxonomy places the organism in Eukaryota, Fungi, Ascomycota, Eurotiomycetes, Eurotiales, Aspergillaceae. The coding region runs from base 1 to 912 and encodes 303 amino acids. The record is from RefSeq and is a predicted model, not a curated record. The transcript has a single exon.